Molecule: messenger RNA, 908 nt
Organism: Pimephales promelas (fathead minnow)
Lineage: Eukaryota; Metazoa; Chordata; Actinopteri; Cypriniformes; Leuciscidae
Source: RefSeq, a predicted model, not a curated record
UUAACAUUCAAAGCAUCUCUUUCAAUGAGCAAGAUAUUUUGGUACUGUAUCUUCAAUUUCUCACCUUAUUUAAAACUGGUGACGCUCAACCACAACUUUCCACUGACUCUAGAUGGUAAUCUGAGCGUUUCCGUGGUUGUGCUUUUGAGAGGGAACUUGAUCAGCACUUUGAAACAAAUAUUAAAGAAUUAGUGCGAGUAUCUGAAAAACUAAAUAAUUAUUGCGAGUGUCUGAAGUCAUGAUGUGGAUCAUACACCCUGUGUCCAUUUUUACACUCUACAUGUUUCUCUUCAAUGAGCUGGCAGCUCCAGCUAACAAUUCAACCACAGAAGACAGAGUUUGUGUUGUUCUUCAUCCGUUAUUGUACGGCAUCAUCUGCUUCCUCGUUUUCUUGGUUGUCAUUCUCCUGAUUCUUCUCUUUAAAGUAUUCAUCUCGAUGCAAAGUGGCUUUAGAAGAGACACUAUCCACAUAGCCAGCGACACGGGAGAAUCAACCGCUUUCAGUCAGAAUAAUGCAUUAAGUAUUUCCUCUCCUUCAUGCGAUGGUGGAGAUAAUUCAUCCUCUACUAGUUCUGGGACCCCCGAAGGCUCGCUGGCUGAUCUCUCUCAGCGGUAUGCAAGCCUUCAAGACCGUUCUAAGACUUCUGACUACAUAAAUGUUGCAGAGAGUGCUUCACCUGCACCAGGGGCCUUUCGUAAUAAAAAAAUGGAUAUAGACUAUGUGAAUGUUAAAGAGUCCCAACAACAGAAGACAAUCAACAGUAAAGGCCAAGCGAGCUGUGAUGACGGCACUAAAAGUGUUAGCAGCGAUGCUAGCGACGAGUCUGCUGUGAAUUACUCCAAGAUUGUCUUUAUUAAGACAGAUAGGUCUAAGUAAAAGAUAUGAUUGGCUUUGGUAAAAAAAAAAA